CGUAGAGCGUACUUACAAGAAGAUUUGAUGUAAAGCAAAGAUUACCUGGGCGUUUCGAAUACAAAUUUGAAAAAGAAGAUCCAUAUGCUAGACAUUCCCACGACUUAUCCAAGAGUUCUCGGAGAAGAGUUGACUGUGCAAGCUUCUGUAAUCAUCAAAGAAGGAGCAGACUGAAAUGAAUCGCAUUUCUGUUAUUGGGAAGAUGGACUCUGCAACCAAACAAGAUCAACCUCCAAGGAAUGAUGUGAAAGUAAAUCUUCUUUGGAAUGAGAUGUUGGAACCCCUCCUUCUGGUUUUGAAGAUCGUCGGAGUCUAUCACGAAACAGCUUUCAAGGGCGCCCUCAGAACCCAGGACCAGACUGAAGGUUCAGGGUGGUUUCCUGAUGCUGAUCCUGAGCCACCGAGGUCGACAUGGUCGAGGAGCUGGCGGAAUGGCCUUUCUCGGGUAUAUCACGCCUUCGUGUGUAUAUACCUGUGGCUGAAUGCGAUUCGGAUGACCUACGUUAUUUCUCUCAGUGUCAGGUACGAUCAGAUAACAUUGCAAGUUUACUUUUACGUCGUUUCUAUAUGCAAUACCAUCAUGUUCGCAGUGUGUUACAGGGAAAAAGGAAUGCCCUUGUUCCAUCGUCAUUGGAACUCUUCGGUUACAUUCCUUAACACAAGACGAACACAAUGCUCAUUCGAUAGAACCCUCAACACAAAGGCAGAAAACUUACAUGGGAAUCCUAAACAGUACACCAAAUCGGCUGUAUUUGUAACGAUAACUUGUAUUUGUAUGACACUUUUCAACGUUGCUACUAUGAUUUUCUUGACAUUUGGCUUCGGAGGACUAAACCCGCUGAGUUCAAGUGGAGUCUGCGGACCUUGGCUUACAGAGCUAUUUUGCGGCAUCAACUUGAUUUUCGCAGUUUAUGCAACUACUGCGUACAUAUUCCCGGGCGCUCUUUAUUCCCUCAUAUGUCAUAACAUUUCGUUGCAAUUCAACAACCUGUCGGAAGAAUUCGACCAGGCUCUCAACUCUCCCCAUCCGAUUGAUAAAAUGACACUGAAUUGUUUUCGGCGAAGACACGCUGUUAUUUGCCACACUGUCGAGGUUGCUGAUGAUGUAUUCUCUCCUCUUAUAGGCGUUAUUUACUCGACGAACAUUCCGCUCAUCAUUUUUCUGUUGUAUCAGCUCUUUUAUAUUGCUGACGGUGACUUAAUCUUCACUGGUCUGACGCUUUUCUGGCUGUUUAGCUGUUCCACCACUGUCUUACUGCUGUCCUUUUUCACAGUGCGAGUUCAUGACAAGGUAAAACGAAUACAUCGGAGUCGAGGGCAAUGAGUGUUUUCAAGUCCGGUGUUGGCCUUGGUGUUGAAGUUGAAAUUUGGAUCGCUUCCUCUUGCUCCAAAACUUAUUCAGAGUUUGUAAAACUGAUCCAGAUCACAUUAUUGACAUCUCAACUACUAGUGAAUGACUUUUCGGGACCAUCUUCAUUUUAUGUUUGGUGUUAUAA
Molecule: messenger RNA, 1496 nt
Organism: Lytechinus pictus (painted urchin)
Lineage: Eukaryota; Metazoa; Echinodermata; Echinoidea; Temnopleuroida; Toxopneustidae
Exons: 1
Coding region: 176-1324 (382 amino acids)
Biological process (GO): sensory perception of chemical stimulus
Source: RefSeq, a predicted model, not a curated record